AUGUUUAAAAACAUUUACUUAAAAUACUUGAUAAUAUUUUUAGUGACUAUAAUUAGUAUACACUUGAUUCUUUCUUAUUUUGAGAAAAGUUUAGAUUUUACAAUACCCUGGAGAUCCAACGACAACAACAAUUAUAGUGAUAUUGUAAAAGAUCAACCAAUUUCAUAUAAAGAUGUUGUUAAAUCAAAAACUACCACCAUUACUAAAACUUCAAUGUUAGUUGAAACAGUGACUUUAGACGUUGAAAUUCCACAAACUACCAUUAUUACUACUACACAACAACCAAAAGAACAACCUAUAAUGCGUAAAGCAAAGGCUGUUUUUCUUGUUUAUUUAGGACAUGAAAAUACUAAAAGAAUGGGAACUACAUUGGCACAGCUUGAAAAUAGAUUUAAUCAUAAAUAUCAAUAUCCUUAUGUAUUUUUAAGUGACAAGGAGAUAUCAGAUGAUUUUAAAAAUUAUAUAAGUGGACUAACUAAAGCAAAGUGUGAAUAUGGAACAAUUCCUGAGGAACAGUGGGGAACACCAUCCAAUAUUGAUUUGGAAUUGUUUGAUGAAAAAAGGAAAGAGUUGGAAGGAAAGGAUGUACUAUUAGGUGGAAGUUUGACAUAUCGAUACUCGAACAGAUUUUUAUCUGGAUUCUUUCAAAAUCACGACUUAUUAAAAAAGUACGAUUACUAUUGGCGUGUUGAAGCUGGAUUUACCAUUUCUUUGUAUGAAUAUAAAGAAACAGUUCCAACACUUUGGAAUAGCGUGAAAGAAUUCAUGACCUUAAAUCCUGAAUAUGUUAAAGACGAUAAUUGGAUGGAAUUUUUUUCAAAUGAUAAUGGUGAAACUUAUAAUUUAUGCCAUUUCUGGACAAAUUUUGAAAUAGUUGAUCUAAAAUUAUUCAGAAGUGAAGCAUACACUAAAUUCUUUGAAUUUCUUGAUGAAAAAGGUGGAUUUUUUUAUGAGAGAUGGUCAGAAGCACCAAUUCAUUCAUUGGCAGCAGCUUUAUUUUUAAAUAAAAAUGAAAUACAUUUCUUUAAUGAUAUCGGCUAUAAGCAAGAACCAUUUACCCAUUGUCCAACUGAACAAGGAUUACUUGCUAAAUGUAGUUGUGAUCCUUACGAUUCUUUUGAUUUCCAUAGUUAUAGUUGCGCUCCAAGGUGGCUUGAAUUAAUUAAUAAAUAUGAUAUUAAGUAUCCACCAAAAUAG
Molecule: messenger RNA, 1197 nt
Organism: Entrophospora candida
Lineage: Eukaryota; Fungi; Glomeromycota; Glomeromycetes; Entrophosporales; Entrophosporaceae
Source: the annotation of a GenBank genome assembly